AACUCGGUGGCAGCGUGUGGGAUAGCCCGGACACGGCAGGGACGGUGAAAGGGGCGUGAUUUCAACCACACCAUCCAACUGGCUGCAGAGACCCAUUGACUAAAACCACCAAUAAAAAGCAUGCAUUCUGACUGACAAUCAAACGGACCAAUGGUGACGAGCCAUGCAACACCGUGGAAGCUGACGAUUCGGUGGGAUGGGUUUUGCUCUACGAUGGCCGCCGCCAGCAGCAGCAGCAGCAGUUGCAGCAGCAAGCGCAAGAGCAAUUACAGGGAGUCCAAAUCUCCAUCCGGUUUAAUUUCCAGAGGGAAGACGAUGCCGUUUAAAUCAUGCUGGACUUUCGCUCUUCUUAUUCUCACUGUCGGCCGGUGUUUCGCCGACGACGAGCACGAAAUGGAAGAGUUUCUGAAGCGGGAGCACUCCCUCUCCAAGCCCUACCAAGGCGUGGGCUCCUCAGGCUCCUCCCACUGGGAGCUGAUGGGGGACGCCAUGGUAACCACCGACCAGGUGCGCCUCACACCUGACAUGCAGAGCAGGCAGGGGGCAGUGUGGAGCCGCGUCCCGUGCCACCUGAAGGACUGGGAGAUGCAGGUGCACUUUAAGAUUCACGGGCAAGGCAAGAAGAACCUGAACGGUGACGGGCUGGCCAUUUGGUACACUAAGGAACGCAUGCAGAAAGGUCCUGUAUUCGGAAAUAUGGACAACUUCACUGGCUUGGGUGUGUUUGUGGACACGUAUCCCAAUGAGGAGAAACACAUAGAGGCGCAGAAGAAGAGAUACACUCCGCGCACACAGAGGAUCUUCCCCUUCGUUCUGGCCAUGGUGGGGAACGGCAGCAUCAGCUACGACCACGAGCGGGACGGUCGGCCCACGGAGCUGGGUGGCUGUAACGCCAUGGUGCGCAACCUGAAACACGACACCUUCCUCUUCAUCCGAUACAUCCGCCGCAGGCUCACGGUGAUGAUAGAUAUCGACGGGCAGCACGAGUGGAGGGACUGCCUGGACCUACCUGGGGUGCGGCUGCCCCAAGGCUAUUAUUUUGGCGCUACAGCCAUCACUGGAGAUCUCUCAGAUAACCAUGAUAUAAUUUCCCUGAAACUCUACCAACUGACGGUGUUGCGGAGUCAGAAGGAAGAGGAGGAGGAGGAGGAAGAUGAAAUAACCAUACCCAGUGUAGAUAACUUGGACCUACUCAGAUUGGGCCAGAGUGAAGAAGGGAUGAGCGGAAUAGCCAUUUUCUUCACCGUGCUCUUCUCUAUGCUGGGUUGUAUCUUCCUCAUCGUCAUUGGCCUGGUGGUAUACGGCCACUGGAACGAGAGCCGACGCAAGCGCUUCUACUGAGGAAGAGGGGGACAGAAAGGUAGAUGGUGAUUGUGGUAACUACUGCGGUCCGUGGACCCAACUGCACAAAAGUGAGAUGCUGCUGUCGGCCAGUAGAGCGCAGUAGCUCGUUUUAUCCUGCCAGGAGAUGGAGUCGAUGUAUCACCUGCUAUAAAAAGCCACUCUCCAAACGUAGCCAUUGGUAGUCAUGAAGCAGUAGGACUUUAUUUUACACUUCCUCUUCAGCCCCUGCCUGACACACACCAACUCGGCCUUAUCGUCUCCACCUCUGCACAGCAGACUAGCAGUACACUAUAUUACACUACUUCUUUUGAGCAGCUACAUUUUAUUUUCCGUUACCUUAUUUGACGAAUAUGAACUAAUUUUUACUUCACUGAGUUUGAUUAUAUUGGUUUGAGAAAUAUAAAUGUGUAAGUAUCUGACGUGUUCCUACUCUAAAUAAAGAUGCAUCUAUACUCUUCUUUGAAUUAGAAAAGCCUCUCAGGGCUCCGUACUCAAUCAUUUUGACUGUGUAACCUAUAUAUAGUAUAUUCUUAUCCUGUAAUUGCUGUAGUAUGCAUGACAUUCGUUGAGGUUAUUUUUUCUGAAUCGUCUAGGCUACCACUGUUUUUUGUUUACAUUAUACUUUACCUUUUUAUGUGUUUUUGUACAGCAUGUGAGACAUUUGACCUCUAUCUCAUUGGUGCAUGUGCUGGUGGCAAAAAUUUAGGUGUUUCAGGUAAAUCUUUAACUUCAAUUAAAUGAUAUUUUUAUUUUUUAUCAAUACUGGUUUUCACAAAAUUAUUUAUCUCACUUAUGUUUUAGCAGUUCUCGUUUCCCCUGAUUUACUAUAUGUAUUUGAGAAAAUGGAUCAAAUUUCUUGGAUCAGCUUACAGCAAAUUCUUCUCAAGAUAUUUUAAACAAGAUACAUUUAAAUUUUGGAAAAGAACCUUUGCACUGAAGGAGGAUUGGGCGUGGUUAAAUAGAAUUUUAAUGACUACUCGUUUAUCAGGACAGUCUAUUUUCCCUGUAGCGGACACUUUUUUUCUGCACAUUGAAUACUAGGGUGACCUUUUGUUUGAGUUUCUUGUGUUAUAUGUAAAAACAUCACCUCUGUUUUUCUGUUAAGCGUGUCAUACAGUAUAUGUUUUUUGAAGCGAAGCCACCAAACAUACCGGCUUGGCCUCAGGCUGCCUCUUAUGAAUCUACUGUAGGUGCUGGCUUGCUGUUGUUGACUCAGCGCCAUCUUCUUCUAUAUGUUAUGGAUAUGAAUCCAGGCCUCAUGUCAACAUCAUAUUAUCUUUUAUGUGGUGCUUUUUUUGAUUGUUCAAUGUAUAAGGACUUUAUUUCAUGUAGCCUCUUAGACAGCCGUCCUACUUUAUUUAUAAUCUGCUGUUUGUUGUUUCAUUUGAAAACUGUGUGCCUCAUGUAUCCAUCCAGUGACCCAAAAAUCUUUUUUAUAACCAUUUCUUGUCUCGUUUCUUUGUCCAGAACUAUUUGCAUUGCCUCGUAAAAGACCAAACAGACCUACCCUGACAUUGUUUAUGACCUCUGGGUGUUCAGGUGGGUUAUGUACAUGACAGUAACAUACAGAUAGUACUUCCUGUAAUUAACUGUUCAACAUUUAUAAGUGAAAUGCUCAUGUUACUGGCUGGAGCACAGAGGAAAAAGUAUAAGAAUAAGCCACCUUUUUCAAAUGUAUUCCUAGAGCAUUGCACGACAGAAACCUCAUGAUCAUGACUUUUUGAACUUUCAGUGUGUUGGGACAAGAGGUUGUGUGUUAUCCUCAUUUUUGGAUAACAUAACAUCCCAUCAAUAAUUUAGACUAACUGCCUGAUGUGCCUCUCACACAGCUGUUGUGACAGUCCUCCAGAUCAAUAUUUCAGCUUUGUCACAUGCCUAGGGGGGGCACCAUUUUCACUCUGUGCUCAAGGUCUAUCUUUCUUUGAGCACUCAAGUUUUUUUUUUUUCCCCACAGUUUUUACAAAAGUUUAAAUCAGCAAGCCAGGGUCCUGCAAAUGGCUGCUUGUGGUCAAAUUGAUUCAUUCAGAGGACUGGAUUGAAGAAAUGGCAAGAGUCAGUCAGUUGUGUGCCAAUGUUUUUUUUUAUUAAAAAAAUAAAAUACAAAUGAUGACCCAAAGAGUACACAGCAGACUUCUUGCUAAAACCAAAGCAUUUUUAUCUGUAAUUCAGUGCUUUAAUUUUUUAUUUUUUU
Molecule: messenger RNA, 3535 nt
Organism: Xiphias gladius (swordfish)
Lineage: Eukaryota; Metazoa; Chordata; Actinopteri; Istiophoriformes; Xiphiidae
Gene: lman2la
Product: lectin, mannose-binding 2-like a
Exons: 10
Coding region: 151-1341 (396 amino acids)
Biological process (GO): Golgi organization; endoplasmic reticulum to Golgi vesicle-mediated transport; endoplasmic reticulum organization
Cellular component (GO): Golgi membrane; endoplasmic reticulum membrane; endoplasmic reticulum-Golgi intermediate compartment
Molecular function (GO): D-mannose binding
Source: RefSeq, a predicted model, not a curated record